Mixia osmundae IAM 14324 is the source of this 1857-nucleotide messenger RNA. RefSeq lists its product as uncharacterized. Bases 1 to 1857 code for a protein of 618 amino acids. Gene Ontology annotation, cellular component: membrane-bounded organelle; cytoplasm. Gene Ontology annotation, biological process: N-acylphosphatidylethanolamine metabolic process; vacuolar transport; N-acylethanolamine metabolic process. Gene Ontology annotation, molecular function: N-acylphosphatidylethanolamine-specific phospholipase D activity. The record is from RefSeq and is a predicted model, not a curated record. The transcript is spliced from 11 exons. NCBI's taxonomy places the organism in Eukaryota, Fungi, Basidiomycota, Mixiomycetes, Mixiales, Mixiaceae.
AUGGGCAAGGUGAAGACGCCCAAACCUGAUCAUCAUCAUGCCGCAGGAGGCUUCAAGAAUCCAUGGCCGUCUGCAGAUGGUCCAGGCGUGACAUCAUUGUUCUCCCGGUUUCCACUCGAGCUCAUCAGCCGACUAGACGAAUCGGAAGUUCGCCAGGUCAACGUCGUCCCCUGCCGGUUUGACGAUGAAGGCAAGGCGGGCAGCGAGAAGCUCAGGGCGACUUGGCUCGGACACGCCGGCGUGCUCGUCCAAUUGCCCGCGGUAAGGGCGGAUGUACGGUCGAUCCGCAUUCUCUUUGACCCCAUCUUCUCGUAUCGGUCUUCUCCUGUUGGCUUCAUCGGUCCUGCCAGGCGGCAAGAGUCACCCUGUACAGUAGAGGAUCUGCCAGAGAUUGACAUUCUCUGCCUUACACACAAUCACUAUGAUCACAUGGACUUAGAGACGCUAGACACGCUCCGCUCGAGAUUCCCAGAUCUCAUGUUCUGCGUGCCGCUCGGCAAUCGCGCUUGGCUGGAGGAGAUGCAUGUCGCGUCUGUACGCAUCAGAGAGCUGGAUUGGUGGCAGAGCGACACGCUGUCUCUCGCGAGCAUACUGCCAGCGCCCGAGAAGGAGAAGGGAGAGAUACAGAUUCACUGCGUGCCUGCCCAACAUAGCUCGGGUCGAGGACUUUUUGAUCAAAACGCGACGCUAUGGUGCGGCUGGGUCGUCGAACAGAUCCACGACGGCAAGCGAUGUGCAGUGUUUACAGCAGGAGAUACGGGCUACAGAGGGCCUCACCACGAUAUCGUCUGUCCAGCUUUCAAGGAGAUCGGUCAGAAGCACGGUCCCAUCGAUCUUGCAUUCAUACCCAUAUGGCGAGGAGGCUCACUUUCGUUCGUCAGCACUUUUGGUCUUCGCCUCAAGCCAUAUGUGAAUGCGGCACAUCACUGCACACCCGACGAUGCCUUACGACUGCAUCAAGACGUACAAGCACGACACUCUAUUGCGAUUCAUCAUGCGUGCUUUGUCGGCUCGGAAGACGAGGCGAGGUGGCCUACGGCUCUCUUUCUGAAAGCAAAGGCUAAGCUGGAUAUUCCUGAAUGGGAUCAAGAGGGCGGAUUCGGCAUUGUUGAUAUGAACGUCAUUGAAACGCUGUUCGGGCGGGCCAAGACGCCGGCUGAGCGGAUGCGCCAGCACCAACGCUCGCUACAAAAGGCACAACGAGAGCUCGACAGAGAGCGGACCAAGCUCGAAGCACAAGAGAAGAAGCUUGUCGCAGAUAUCAGGAAGAAUGCCAAAGCAGGUCAAAUGGGAUCUUGCAAGGUCAUGGCGAAAGAUCUCGUACGGACUCGGCGCUACAUUUCCAAGUUCUACGCAAUGAGGACACAAUUACAAGCGGUAUCGCUACGGUUGCAGACCAUGAGGAGUAAUCAGCAAAUGGCAGAGGCCAUGAAGGGCGCAACUCGGGCCAUGUCGGGCAUGUCUCGCAAUCUCAACAUACCCGCCAUGCAGCGCAUUCUCAUGGAAUUCGAGAAAGAGUCGAGCUCUAUGGACAUGAAGGAGGAAAUGAUGAGCGACGCCGUCGACGAUGUCAUGGAGGACGAUGGCGAGACAGAGGAGGAAGAAGGCGACAAGAUACUCAAGGAAGUUCUCGACGAGAUUGGCAUCUCGGUGUCACAACAGGCAAGCUGCGAGCUGGGCGAAGCACCUACAUCGCUUGGACCGGUAGAGCAAGUAUCGAAUGCCCAGCAGAGGAUCGCAGUGGGCGAAGGUGUAGGUGCAUCUCUGCCAACGACCAGUGCAGGCGCGCCCGACACGAAUCUCGGCAACGAGUUUGGCGACCUGCAAAGCAGGCUCGACAGCUUGCGCAAGCCAUGA